GUAUACCGAGGAUUGAGAGCGUCACUUCCACAUUAACUUGAGUCACUUUGCAGUUGCAAGCUGACUUGGUUAGGUAUUAAGUACGUGGCGUUGUUGAACUUCAUCUCCCGUGUUCUACUUGUACGCGCAGCGGAGCGGUCGAAAUAAAUGUUACGGAACUAACCUACAGUAAUGAAAUCGGUGUAAUUUCACGUGUCCAAAAGCAAGUGCACGGUCACAAAUCCUAACCCCUACAACGUCGACAAGAGUCUUGGGAGAUCUUUUUGCCCACGUUUAUCGCCUGGAGGUGCAACAUCGCCCGUAUACAAGAAAACCGCGGUGCAACGCCAUAUUGCUUUUCUUGCGCUCUCUCUCUCUCUCUCUUGUGCGUGCGCAACCCAACGUACGGGUGCCUGCCUGCCUGCCUACUUGAGUGCCUGCUCUCUCAACGAAACUUGCAUAGCCUAGCCUCCGCCGCAGCCAGGCGAGACGCAACGUAGUGUGGGCGCGUUUAAACCAAGUAAACUAGCGACAGCUUCCCCAAGGAUCCUCAAUUGCAGCCAUGGCCGAUAAUCAGGAACAGAAGGUGGAUUCAGGAACCGGAGACGCCAACUCAGAGUACAUCAAACUCAAAGUCGUCGGAAAUGACAGCAACGAAAUCCAUUUCAGGGUGAAAAUGACGACGCAGAUGGGAAAACUAAAAAAAUCAUACAGUGAUCGUGUGGGUGUUCCAAUGACGUCUCUCAGGUUUCUCUUUGAUGGCAAAAGAAUUAACGACGACGAAACGCCAAAGCAGUUGGAGAUGGAAAACGACGAUGUAAUUGAAGUAUAUCAAGAACAAACGGGAGGAAAACAUCAUUGAGAGUGUUUAAAGUUCCGACAGAAGCCAUGUUUCUUGAUCCUAUUUUUUACUCUGUGUAAGUGGCUGAUACAAAAAAGUGAAAAAAAAUCGUCAUAUACGACGUAUUAACAACCUAAUAAUAGUUUGAUUUUUAUCUUAAGUAAUUAUGAUCCAUUUGUAUACGAUGGGAAUGUAAAACACUAUAACCAGAUUAUUAAGAUGGAGUAAGUAAUUAUGAUCCAUUUGUAUACAAUGGGAAUGUUGAACACCACAUCCAAAUUAUUAUUUCACACACAUUCAUCCAUAAUUAUGAAAAGGAAAAAAGAAAAAAAAAUUAUAUAAAAUGAAAAAAAAAGAAAAAAAAGAACUGAAUUUUUAUUUAGAAAAAUUUUAAUUUCUUUCCACCAACAUGCAGUUCUGUUUAAUCUUCCUUUGAUAUUUCUACUUUGAUGAUUCUGCAGUAUGUGUAUUAAAAAAACUCUAUUUGAUACUUUAUAAACUGUGCCACCAUAGUACAGAUAUCAAUGAUAGAUUAAUAUUUAAAAUUAACACUGCGCAUUUGUAGAUUUAAGUUAACGAAUUAUUUCAAGACAAUUCCUUUUAGUAAUAAAUCAUUUGUUAUGUUGUAAAAAUAUUAAACAGCGACCAUUAAUGAUGCUAGUUUCAAAAAAAGUGUUGCAUUCAAACAAUAAAACGCAAUUAACGAGAAAAGUCUUUUCUUUUAUGUACAUGAAAAUUUUAAUCAUGCGAUUAAUUACGUAUUCUUUACUGGCGUAAUGUUAUCACUCGAUGUUUAAAUUUUCAUUCAGAAAACGUUACGAACUUGAUAUUAAUUUUUUUAACAUUUACGUUUUUGUCCAGAUUGCAUAAAAAAAUUAUCUAUAAGAUUUCAAAAGUACCCGUAUUAAAAUUGUACAGAAAUUUAUUGGUUACAACUAUGCUUGCUGUUUAUAUUCAUUAUCAUGUAACUGUUCAGUACCAAAGUUCUAACAAUCACUCGUUUGUAUGAAUUGGAAAUUUUUUUAAAAGUAUUUAAGUGCAAGCUAUCUUAAGUUCACUAUGUAUUACUCUUUAUUAAAAAAGAAGAAAAAAAAAAAAAAAAAAAAAAAAAAAAAAAAAAAAAAAA
Messenger RNA from Copidosoma floridanum, 1946 nucleotides. RefSeq names its product small ubiquitin-related modifier. The record is from RefSeq and is a predicted model, not a curated record. Gene Ontology annotation, molecular function: protein binding. NCBI's taxonomy places the organism in Eukaryota, Metazoa, Arthropoda, Insecta, Hymenoptera, Encyrtidae.